AUGAACUUUUCCGAUCAGUCAGCCUUGGAUUUCGUGUUACUUCCUCACGAAUAUGGCUCUGUCUCUCAUAGGAAGUCCAUUCUUCCAAAUGGCAUCAUCGAACAUCAGCCUUGGGCACAGUUCAGUUGGGUUCAAGUAACCCUCUUGAUUAUGUUUCUAUGGCCACUGAUCGUGGCGAGUCUACGGUACUCUCGAGAGAGGCAAAGGAGAAAACGCUUCUAUUUCCCUACCAGAGAGUCCUUCGCCAAGAUGACAGUUCGUGAUGCCUGGGCUAUCCAACUAGACCUCAUGGACACUGAGACUUCAUCUAUCUUCAUGCUUGCACUUAAGUUUGCCAUCUUCUCGGUCAACGGCAUACCUUCCAUCUCAAGCUUGUUGGUCAAGACAAAUAAGCUCCCUUCAGAGCGUGUUCAUCUUCGCUAUUCUAUGACUUCGGUAAUGAUAGCAGAAUUUCUCGCCUUUCCUCCGGAUGACGAGAGGGCAUUACAGGCAAUAUGUCGAAUGAACAAUAUCCACCAAACCUACCAAAAAGCAGGCAAAAUCUUAAAUGAUGAUCUACUAUACACCCUUGGACUCUUCGCAUAUCUUCCAGUCCGGUGGUGUGCUCUGGGUACCUUCUGGAAGGAUAUUGGAGACUGUAUGGAAAUCGAUUACUCUGCUCUCCCCUCAUCCAAAUCUGGCUGGAAAGAUGGUCUGCACUGGCUUGAGGAGGUUACCGAAUGGGGUGAUUGGUAUGAACAAAAGAACAUGGUUCCCAACAUUAACAACCAACGUGUGGCCCUCUCCGCCAUUGAUAUAAUACUCUAUACCGUCCCUAAUUUCCUAAAGCCGACUGCCAAAAAGAUGGUUUUUGCUCUCUUGGAAGACCGGAUGAUAAAGGCUUUAAUGCUGCCUGAACCUUCCAAAGUAUAUAAUUUCUCUGUUAACACCGUUCUCGAUGCUCGGCGUUAUAUAGUCCGCUACUUCUUUCCACCACGUCCUUCAUGCAUGCGUUUCCAGCCACUGAGCCCAAAACCAGACGAGAAUGGAAGAUACUACUUACAAACCUAUGAUUCAAAACCUUUCUACAUCAAACCAACAUUACUAUCUCGCUGGUUUUCCCCCACUGCAAUUAUUAGGAGGGUCCUUGGCCUUCCGUUACCUGGUGAUGGUGGCAACGAGUAUUGUCCUCGCGGAUAUCGAUUGGAAGAGUUAGGCCCAUCAUGGAUUCUAGCGAAAAAGAGUAUCGAGCACGAUGUUCGAGUCGCUAGGAAAAAGUUGAACAAGAAUCAUACCACCGGCUGCCCCUUUGGGUGA
Messenger RNA from Microsporum canis CBS 113480, 1296 nucleotides. RefSeq lists its product as hypothetical. Bases 1 to 1296 code for a protein of 431 amino acids. The record is from RefSeq and is a predicted model, not a curated record. The transcript is spliced from 4 exons. Gene Ontology annotation, molecular function: oxidoreductase activity. Lineage: Eukaryota; Fungi; Ascomycota; Eurotiomycetes; Onygenales; Arthrodermataceae.